AUGAAUGCUGACGAUAUUCAGUGGAUCCGGGCGCCUUUUUCGUCCUUGAGGGAAGAGAGUGUCCUCUUGGAGCGCUACGCGUCGCUGCAGGUGUCUUCUUCCCCGGCCUCUGUUGCAUUGACCUUGUCCAACAACAUUUCGACCACGUCCACCAGCACGUGUGUGAAUGGAGUUACCAUGUCACUGGAGGAACUAAACCAAGACGCAGACGUCGCUCGUCUGCAACUCUUUGCCAGGCACCCUCAUACCACCACCGGUACCUCGGACGACGCCGCCAAAGACCCAUCGACCACCAAACCAGCCAAGAAACGACCAAAGGCUACCACCACAUCAGGUGUGAACGUGAUGUCCCUUGUCUUGAAGGAACCAUCCCUCCAAGGACAAUCGCCUGAAGCUGCCAUCAGUACGCAGCGACAGGCCAAGAAAGGGGCGUUGAUCGAACGCAUGUUUCAAGCCAUCGAUACAUGCACCCCCGCACUUGGUCACCGCCCGCUGUCAUCAUGUCCAUCGUCCAGUUUAUCGCUUCACGAAGCAUCCCACACAACAACGUUCGCGCCACCUCGGGUGCUAGCGCCGUCAUCACCGUCUGAGCGCCAUUCGUUUGCCCAAAAGUUGUUCUCGGUGGCGUCGUGUCGCAUGCAGCUGACGCUGCUCAAAGCCAUGCCGGUUGACGUCCGACGCGCGUGUGUUGUGGACUUGGUCGCGUCGAUCCUAGACUUUCCCGCCCUGGCGCUGUCGGGCACUUCCACGCAAACCGCCGAAGACGCGACGUUGCAGGCCAUGUACUCGUUUGCCCAGGACAUCAUGACCACGGACGGCCCCGACGCCAUGGCUGACGGCAUGCUCCUCGUGCUGGCGCUCGGCGUGGCGACAGGCCAAGCGCACUUUUUACUGCACGUCGCGUCGAGAUUGCUAAGUACCGACAACGGGUUGAACCUGUGGGCAGAGUCCACGUGCACAGUGCAGUACGAUCGCCUUUUUCACCGCUUUCAAAUGUCUGAGCCGGAAACCUCCCUCGGCGUAUUGGCCGCGUCGUCGCUUGUCCAUCAACUUCGGAUCCAACCGGCCACCACCACCGACGACAGCACGUCCAACGUGUCGAUUACCACCGACGGCGCCUACCUCUACACGUGGAGCACCGCCACCGGAUUGAAGAAAAUCGGCAUGGGCACCGGCGGGUCCGUCCUUGGCCGCGUCUACGCCAACGUGCCUGCGGCGUCGUAUCUACCCUACUUUGGACCCACUCGCCCGGUCGUCCGCGCGGUCUGCGGGGCCGUCGAGGUGGUCAGCCUCUCACCCACGCUCCUCGAAACAGCUCCGACUGUGCACGAUGCGUUUGGGGACGGACAGCUCCUGGUUGUGUUCAAGGCCAUCGGCAACACCAACGUCAUUCAAGAUGUACUCUUCGACGCCCUGGAACGGAUUUCGCUGCCCGCGACCGCCGUCGUCGUCCUCGCCGCGUUCGGAACCCUCGUGGACGUCACGCCUGCCAUUCAACACCUCUCUGGACACAACCAUCGCGGCGUGUUUUCCGACUCCAUGUCGCCCCUUGCCAACGCGCAACUGCUGGUCGUCCACUCGCCACUGCCAGGUGAACACAACAUUCGAUCCCACUUGGUGCAAAAAGGUGACGUUGUUUUCAAGCCGAUGCCCCCCGUCAAGUCGACGAGCGUCGUGUGCGUCGGAAAGUGGCUGUACUUGAACGUGACCUGUUCAGAAACUACCCCAGCAACGUUGGAGUUUGUUCGGAUAGGAACGACCGACUUGCGGGUCCAAAGCGUGGUCGACGUUCUAGAGCAACGCAGCAACGGCGUCCGGCUCCAAUGGAUCACCGAGGGCGAUUUUCUGUACGACGUUCGAUUCCGAGUCGAAAGCAACAUCAUGGACGUGCAUGUGUACGACCUUCCAGUGUUAUCCUCGGCCAAACCAACGUUGUCGUGGGUACGGUCGGUGGCGAUUCCGCUCACGUCGUCACAGUUGACAGGGUCGCUCAAAACCAUCGGCGACGAGGCCCGUCCAUGUUAUACCAAUGGCCGGAGUUUGGCUGUUGUGACACGUGUCGAUGGCGCCCCUUCAGCAUCGCCACUUUGCUUUCAGUUGGACCUGCAGCGCGACGGGGAAAGAACAGCAACCGCCGCCGAGGCUCUGACUAGUCUUGCGACUGCUGCCGUUUGCUUUGAUGCGGCCACGAAUAUGCUGUGGAGUGUGACAAGUGCACGAGAUACGGUCGAGGGCUAUCGUACUACGAAUGCGUCGCCUCUUGUUUACAUCCGCGACAAGGUCGAUCACAAGGGGGCAGUGGUGUCGCCCGUCGAGGCGUGGAAUCUGAUUCACCAAGCAAACCCGCCGUCGAGUGGUAGCCAUCGAUGGCUCGUGGGGAUUUUCGCCAAACUCCACGAGUGGGCGGGUUGUGACCUCAAACAAGACAGUGUUGUCCGGGAUGAACUGUCUCUGGCAGUGGACAUCUGCGACGAAACAUUUCACGUGCUUUUGCACUGCAUCACCACAUACGCCGAUCGGUUUUGCCGCGGACAUGUGUUGCAUGGAUGGGAAGAGUACGUGCUCAUGUCGUCGUUAGUGGUGCUGACUGCAAAUGUCCGCCGAGUUUCGGUCAACGAGCAUGCACACCUCGUACACGUUGUUGUGACCAGCCGGCUGGCGCCGACGUUGUCGAGCCUGGUGCGGUACCCGGACUUGGACCAUCCGAUCGUUCAAGCGGCGCUGCACUUGUACAAGGCGUCGCUCGACAUUUUUUACCAGGGCCCAGUCGACCAACUGGCCCUCGUCGCGACCUAUUUGGAGCACCGAUCGGCUCAUACACUGCACGCCAGCGAAUUGCCCAUAUUAAAGCUUGUGCUACAGCGCCUCACCAGUGUCGAAACCCUUCACGAGCUCGUGGCCCAUCCCACGGCGUUCGAGUACUUGGACGUGCUGCUGUCGCACUCGGUCAAGUGGCACCUCGUGAACGACGCCGCCGACGACGACGACGUAGCGAGGGAACUCGUCGCCGUGGUAUACGCGAUGACACAAGCGUUGCUGUGGGGGUAUCACCGGCAGCGUAUUCCAGAGCUCGGAGCGUGGGCCCGCUUUGAAGCCAUCGUGCAAGCAGCUAUCCAGCUUGUCCAAGCUACACCAGCCAAUCGCAUCGACCGGCUAGAGCAUACUCUUGUGGGUCAAGUGUGUCCGCUGCUGUUUACUGCGAUGCAGCAUUUUCCGUGGACGCCCGCAAAGACCACGUACGAACGCAUGUGUGACCUGCUGGGGCAAUUGGUCGAGCUCGUGGGACCGUUGAACAAACAGACAAGCAAGUGCCACGACGACCAGAAUGAAACGGUGGUGGACACGACGACUACGGUCGUCCAGACCGUAGAGUCGGCCCACGACUACGCCAACAACAUGCACCUACUCACGGAACUGACGAUCCCGGGCGCAUCGACAUUAACCAUUACGUUUGACAGGCGAAGCCGCACUGAAGCCGCGUACGACUAUGUCACGUUUUACAAGGACGAGUCGCAAACCGACUUUUACGGCGACGAAAAAUACUCUGGACGGGGGGACGACGACGACCACAACUGGCCGGGGGUGGGCUCCCGGCCGCCGCUCGUGAUCGAAGCCGAGUCGUGUCAUGUGCUGUUCCACACGGACGGCUCUGGCGUCGACUGGGGGUACAAGUUCACGGCGGUGGGGCUCGUGGUGUCGCAUGUCACGUGCCUAUCGUUGCCGUGGCUCGCGCAUGUCGAGGAGACGUUGAUGGUUCUGCUGACGUCGAUGGCGACGACGUUGGUCCGCGGCAAAGCGUUCACGCCGCUUUCAACGGCGGAAACCAACCAGAGAGUGCUCUUGAACAGUCGACUGCUGCAAGGCGGCAAGCAGCAAACGGCGGAUCACGUCGUGGGGUUCCUCAAAGACCUGGUGGACCACCCUCUCGACGACGAGUCGACUACCGCUGCCGCGACCGUUGUCAAGACAUUGAAGAAACAAACGGUGCAAGAUCAAGGCUCGAUCGCCCACGUGAACCGCGCGGUGCGGGCGGUGGCGGCGGCCAUUCUGCACCACAACUUGUGGGGCAUGGACGUAUAUGAGAUGAGCCAAGCCUCCGGACCCGCGGGGGCGACGAUAGUACCCCAUGUGUUGCAGGCGUGGAAAACGGCGCAAAAGAUGCGCCAGUGGUUUGACAUUGGGGACGCCGCGGACGCGACCGUGCACCGCGUGUCGGCGGCGGGACGCCCCACGGGGCUCAAGCGGCAGCCGUCUGCGUACAAGGGGCAGUCGGAGGAAGCAAUGGUACAGUUGUGUCAGGUGGUCGUAGAGCGCGCGCUGUUUUUGCUCGAGUUUACGCCGGCGUCGUUUUCGUUUGUACGCGCCGCUAAACUGCGAUGGAACUUGCUUGCAAAGUACUCGACCGCCAUCCACCGGAAAAACUCGUGGAUGCAUUUGGUCACAGAAUUGAAUGCUGCCACGGAACUCAAGUCCAUGCUCGACUACCGCCGCACGUCCAUGGAGCGGCUGCACAUGCCCAAGACGGUCACGGAGUUGGUGCUCGAGUUUGUCCAGUCGGACGUGGACGUCGGCGAGAUGCAAGCCAUGCUCGAGACCCGCAAUGACCGCGCGGGUAGCCGUGUCGUGGGCAUGGCGACGAUCGCCCGCGCACUCAGCGCGUCGUCCAGCGGUCGGCUCCAACAUGUCCUUCUGGAAGGAUUGGCUUGUACGAUGCGCGCGAUCGGGCUCGAGGAUUGCUGCGCCACGAGUUUGCAUUUUUUCAACUCGCUUAACGGGUGCGCCGAAGAGAAACGCAAAGCCCUGAGCGAAGCCGUCGCGCACUGUUUGAAGGCGAGUGCUGACAUCCUGGCCACGAGGUCAUCGUCCAAAUGUCUGGCAGCUGAAGGCGACUCGGGCGCGCUCGUGUCGAGUGCAUUGAAGGCCAUGGCCAUGGACUACGACGUCCGCGACUCGUACUUGUUGUACGACAGCAAAGUACUGCCGCACAUUCUGCGCCUCUUGCCGUCGGACAACGUCCGCGUCCGCCGCGUGGCGCAGGCGAUCAUUCGCGUGUUGAUGUCUCACUUUGUGGCGAUCCCAGACCAAUCGUUUUAUUCCACCGACAUGGGACUGCCGACGUUGUCUGCGUUUCAGAAACAGUUGCUCGCUGCCGUGCGCCUCCAGCUGGAAGGAAUCGUGGGGACCGUCCAGCACCAAGUCGACAGUCCAUACACCGCGCUGUGCUUGACGCGCAACCACGCGGGGUACUGCACGCCGUUUGUGGCCGUGCUUCCGAACCACUCGAUAUCAUUCUGGCUGUUUGUGGAGGAACAAGCGUGUCAGUAUGCGCUAAAGGUGGGCGACGAGGUGCGCCGAGGACCUCAUUGGAUCAGUUCACAAGACGAAGAUGGCGGUGACGCUGGCGUCGGCACCAUUGUAUCCAUCCAAACCCCCACCACCGUGCAGGUGAAAUGGCAGACGACGAGCACGACGUCCGUGUACACGUGGGACCCGAGUGUGCCGUUGUACGAAGUGCAAUUGGUAGACGAAGGUGUGGGUGGGAUGGUGUUUCUGCACGGGAACCGCAACUUGGUGUCGGACACGGAAGAGAUGGCGGCAUGGAGCCACUACGGGAUGUUCCUCACGGACGAGGGGCAAAUCAAGUACAUCGUGAGUUCUGGAGCACCGGACAAGGACUCGAUCUUCGAAAGCACCGAUUCUGUCCACUGGAAUGCAUGGAACCACGUGUGUCUGGUCAAGGAGGACGCGCACUUGAGACUAUAUCUCAACGGCGCGUUGGAUUCGCAGCACGUUUUGGACGACCACGUCUCAUCAACCGCCGCGCACGAGGUGCUGAUUCAAUCGGUCCAUCCGUGCUUUGGCCAUGGGGAUGGCAACAGGUGGCCCGUCUCUUUUCCCGGCGCGAGUCGACUGGUCGUGACGUUUGAUCCACUCACCCAACUGGACAAGUCGAACGGUGACUUUAUUUGCUUCUUUGCGUCUGCAGACGAAGCCGAAGUGUGGGGGCAGCCCAUGUACUCGCACUCGUUUCCGGGUGUCGACCAGGAAUGUUCGCUCGUGAUUCCAUCCGACUCGACCGUCGUGUACUUUCACUCGUCGUCUCAAACAGUCAAAUGGGGCUUCCGUCUCCUGGUGGCGGCCGAAUACGACGAUGACCGGCAAUUCCACGAUGUACUCAACACGUUUCCAUUUUACUUUGGAGAGCCGCCGUCUCGGGUGCUGGACGCGCCGUCGGCUCGCUGUUGGGUAUCGCAUUUUAGUGUUCUGAACGCGCCGCUGCAGGCCCAUGACGUGGCACUCCGCAUGCGCCUCGACAGCCAAGAGUGCACGCCGUACGCGUUCCCUGUGGACCGGACGUUACAGACGCUCGGGUUGAUUCAAACGUGCGCGGAAACCCAGUUUGGGCGAAGUUUUAUCACGAAUUCCGUGCUCAUUCGCCAUCUCAUGGUCGUGGCGUUCAUGGGGGCGGCGGAAACCCAAUGCGGUGCGCUGUACGUGCUCGUGGAGCUGGCGCCGACGCUGUCGACUGCGUUGGUGGACGAUGCGUUUGGCCGGGCGUUCCCAACGUCGUCGUCGGGUUCGUUCUUGGACUCGGUGUGGGAAAACCUCGGCGCGAUCUUGAACGUGUGGCCGUCGACGGACGCCCUCCAUCCGUCCAUACAGUGUCAUGUGACGGUGGAAACGCAGCCAGCAGCGUUGAGCGCUAUGAGUUUGGUGCAGGCAUACCUGUCGCUUGUUCGAGCGCUGGCGAGGUCGUCCCGUGACUGGCUGGACCGCGUCCACGCGCUGUUGCUGUCGUCUAUGGAGCACACCGACUCGCCCCACGAGUUGAGCUUGGUCCUGGCCAGUGUCGCCGUCUUGGGGGGAACGUACGACGGCGUGGGCAUUGGCAGUCGCGUGCGUUGCUGCGUCAACAUUGACGGCAAGGAAAGCGUCGAAGUGGGUUCGGUGAUCCAGUUCCGACUCAAGGGCGAGGCGCGGAUGGCGUGUGUCUUGUUUGACUGCGACAACAGUCGGCCCGUGGACGUUCCAAUCAGCGACGUCACAGUCGACGACGACAACGACGAAGAAGCCGACGGCAUGUCGGCGGUAAACACGCAGCAUUUGUGGGACAACGACGACACGACCAAGGCGCUGCUGGGUCGGCUCGAACGAUUACUGCAGAAAUGGCAACGUAUCGACGCCGCGUCUGAUAAGUCUGUCGACCCCCGGCGGUACAAACCCCGCACAAAGUCACACGACAAGGUCCAAGUGCUCGAGAGCGACCAUCCGUACGCCAACGACACGCACAAAACGGUCACAUUGGACUUUCCAGGGGCGGAUGCGAUCUUAAUUGUGUUUGACCCGAUGACGUCGACUGAACCGGACUGCGACUUUGUCCGGUUUGUCAAACGGGAGGUCGGCGACGAGAGGAGUGGAGCCACGUACGGCGACGACAAGUACAGCGGCGUACACUUCCCAGGCGUGGGGGCCGUCCCGCCCCUUCGCAUCCCUGCGUCCAGUGUCGACGUCGUGUUUCACACAGACAGCACUACGACGGACUGGGGCUACCGCUUGCACGCCACGGCCACAACAGAGUCUCUAGUGCUGCCGCCCGAAACCCCGCCGUCGCCUUCCAAGGGGGCGUGGGGGGAUCUCCGGGCGCGCAUAUUCAAGGUUCUAUCCCGGCAUGCGCACGUGCUGGCGCCGUCGUGGACUCGGACGCUGAUGGGUGAGAUGGCGCGCACCGCGGUCAUGCCGUACACGGGGCGGCCGCUCACGUCCAUGCCCAAGUCACAAGUGUUCGAGUCGAAACAUCCGUACGCGAACUCGAUCUCCGAGUACAUGGCCGUGACGUUCAAGGGUGCGAAUCUGCUGAGCAUUUCGUUUGACCCGCUGUCCCGCACCGAGCACGGGUGUGACUACGUCGUGUUCUUCAAGGACAAGAGCUUGGGCGACCGGUGGGGCGAUCAUCAGUACACUGGUCGGGCGGGGUCGGAGAACUGGCCUGGCGUGGGCGGCCGGCCACCGUUGCUGAUCCCCGCGGAGGGGUUUACACUGUUGUGGUGCACGGACAGCUCCAACGUGGACUGGGGAUGGAAGUUUAUUGUGAAAGCUACGUUUCCCAGCUUGUCGCCGCUCGAGCUGACGUCGGAGCAGUUGAACCAACGCGCGUACCACGUGACGGAGAUGCUGUACGAACAAACGCAGUACCAAGCGAUGCCCCGAUCGACGGAUUUCGAUGGGUUUGAGGAAGACAAAGGGGCGGAGGCGAAGUCGCCGUUUCUACUACUUCCCCCAUCGCCCCCGCCUGCCUUCCCCUCCAAGUCGUCUAAGUGGCACCGCAUCCAAUCGUUUGACAACGUGGGGCUGUACGAAAGACCACACGACAAAGCUGCGGUCGUGGAUGUGCUGACACACAACAUACAUGUCAAGAUUCUGAACGACAGCGUCAUGGAUUGGGUUCACGUGGAAACCAAAGGGGGCGAUGUGGGGUGGAUUCGGAAGCGCAAAGGAGACGUGUGGGUCAUCCAACCCCUGGACCCAACCGACCUCGCGGUGCUGAUUGACGAAGACACGGUUCUCGUCGGAAUCGACGACGAAACUUUUGACCACCAGCCUCCAGUUGUGGACGACACGAACGAAGAGCAAGAUGAAUUGGCCAACUUUGCGUCGCACUUCACACUGGAAGAGCUCAAAGGGCACGCGCACCGGCUACAUUCGAUGGCCGUCGAGACGUACUACGCGACAGCCAUCCACAGCGCCCGACGUAGUCUCAUGACGGUGUUCUCUACGCUCACGCCGUGUCCGUUGACGUCUCUGUCCACGUCCCCAACACUUCUCUUGGAGCUGCUCGUAAUGUUCCUCACGCAGCGGUCGCUCAUGUUUCCACACUUGGUCAAGGCCAAGCUGCAACUGCAGUUAUUUCAGUGGCUGGACUCAAGCCCUGCCUUGCUGUCCGCCGUUGUGUCGUACAGUACGUCGAUUCUCAACCACACGAUCCAGACAUUGCAGUCGCAUCGGCGCGCCAUGGUUCGUACCCUUGAAAGUCCGCAUCCGUACACUGACAACGCCGACACCUACUGGCGCGUGGACAUGCCAGGGGCAAAGUGCAUCAAAAUCGUGUUUGAUUCGCGCAGCAAGACUGAGGCAGGGUGCGACUGGCUGUGUUUUUACGCAGCUACGGACCGCCACGUCACGUACGGCGAGGCGCAGUACAGCGGUCGCGGGGGCAGCGAGAACUGGCCUGGGUUUGGCAACCGACCGCCGUUGAUCAUUGACAGCGACCGGUUCGAAGUGUACUUUCACUCGGAUGGUAGCGGUACCGACUGGGGGUGGGCGUUCACUGCGUACGGUAUCGUGUCCUCGGACAACCCAUCGUGUCCUCCCAACUCCUCAGUUGUUGACAUGGAGAAACCCAUGGUUGCGUGUUGGCUACUCCACGCUCUCACGGCCACGCCCUUGAAAUCGUCCAAUGUCGAGGAAGCUGUGUUGAACAAUGCGCUCGUUUUGCAAACGUGGAUCGAUUGCUUGACGGGAAUGCCACGACAGGUUAAAUUGCAAGUUCUGGCCAUGAUCACGAACGUUGCAUUGGAUCAUUCGGUGUGGGCACGCAUGACACCUUGCCAUGUAAACUUGUGGUCCAACAUUCGGACCCUUGUCAAGCAGCGCAUGCGGUCACAACACAAAUGCGAAGAGCGCCAAGAACUCAAGUCGAUGUACCUGCAAGCCCUCAUCCAAUGCGCCAUGGCGCUAGACGUGGCGGUGGAAUCGUGUGGGUACCCCUCUACAUCGACUUCGUUUGCCCGAGAGGUGGUUCAGAAACCGGCUGGGGACACCACGGCGGCGUACACAGUGGACACCACGUCCUUGUCAGUGUCAUUUGCCAACACAACACUUGUUCAUGCAUGGACGUUCGAGGCAAAAUCAAUUGUGGGGACCGUGCUUGUUGGCAUUCGAAGAAAUGAUGGAUGGAACAUCCAGUGGACGACCUCCGUAGCUAAAGAUGCGCCUCCUCCACCCGACAUGUACGUAGACACAAACCACGUCCUUGUCUUCAAUCCACGCGAUGUGAUCCGCGUCGAAAUCGACUUGGAGCGCCUCGUCCUUCUCCGCAACAACGCAAAGGUGCUUGACGAACGCAUCCCUCCACCAUCGACCAAUUCCACCGCUGUCCUGCAUCCCGUCGUGACCGUCUUCAACCCGUCAGAUAUCGUGAUCGUGUCUGCCGCCCCCUCGCUUCGGAUUCCAGUCGAGUUCCCCGACCCGGCUUGGUAUGUCAAGGCCCUGGAUAGCAUGAGUGCGCUCUGGACAGAAUGUGCUUCCUUUGACAGCCGGACUCGACAUCGUCGACGUCCGCUCGUCGCGACCAGAGAAAGCAGCCACCCCCUCGCCGACGACUCGUGGGUCGACACGAUUCAGAUUCCAGAUGCCGUCAAGUUGGAGAUUCGCUUCGAUCGACAGACGCAACUCGAUGCCAAGGACACGAUCGUGCUCAGUUCAUCCUCAACGGAGCAUCACCAAUCCCACGUCUUGACGGGUUUGAAUGGGAAAGCCAGUCCGAACCACGCCGCAUUUGGUCCCCCAGACGUCACGAAAACGUCGCUUCGAGCAGGUGACGUGGUCGUUAGACACGACCGGGAUUGGGUGUAUGGCAAUGAAGAUGGUGGUCCAGGAGAUCGAGGCACUGUGACUGAAAUCGUGGGGUGGAAACAUCGGUCUGGCGCCGGCGUCAAGGUGAAAUGGACUUGCACCGGGCAUGAAAACGUAUAUCGGUACGGGUACAAUGGUUACUUCGACGUGGUGCUACUGUCGACCGCUGUCGCACCGCCGCCGUCGGUCUUGUGGAUCGAGGGGGACACGGUGCAAGUAUCAGUGACUCCUUUCCGACUGGCGCACGGCAAAGACGCGUCGGGGUUCAGAGGUAGCGUCGACUUUAACCGCCACAUGUGCUUGGUACUUCCCAGAACGCCGGCACACCUGACAUUGGGCGACGACUUUUCGAUUCAGUUUUGGAUCCGCCUUGCCGACUUCAAGGACGACAAGCGCCCGCAAACCAUCUUCUUUGCCGGGCAUCCUGCGUCAUCCCCCGUCCUCGCGUGCCUCCACCUGUCCGUGGCGUCGGACUUUAAGCUGCGUCUGGCGUUUAAAACAGACGACUUUGUCGACAGUUUGGUGACAGAGCCCCUUGUGCCUGUGUCGCACACGUGGACGCACAUCACAAUCACGAGUAGCGGCUCUGACGUUGUCCUGUACAAGUUUGGCGAGAAGUGGGCGUCGCAUACGUUUUACGGCCGAUCCAGCUACACAACUCCGUUUCACACCAUGCUGUGGGGGCACCAUAUACCUCCAAAUGACACCGCCGGUCGCCCUGGUUUCAGACCGUUCGGCGGGCUGGCCGGCCAAUUGUAUGACAUCCAGCUGUGGGACGCGCCGCUGUCGUCGACGGAUAUACGCCGGACGUUGUUCGCCAAGCAAACUUCGGGCGGCAACGACCUGUACCCGCCACCGCCCCCUUCGUCGCUUAACCCGUGGGCCACGAUUAACAAGUCCGGGAAGGAUUUCACGAGUGUCCGGUCGGACGUUUGCAUUCGACGAGGACAGGCCUACUUCGAAGCGACGUUGUUGAGUGGGGGGACCGUUUUGGUCGGAUGGGUGGAAGCCGGCAGUUGGUUGCGCCGCAAGACGGCGGGCAUCGGAGAUUGCGCGUCAUCGUACGCCAUUGAUGUCAACCGGCAGUACAUGUGGCAUAACGGCCCGAUUCCGUUCGCAGUGCCCACGGGUGUCCGUGGCAACGCAGGGGACGUCCUCGGCUGCUGGUUGGAUGUCGAUCGAGGGGUCAUGUCGUUCACACUUAAUGGCGUCACCAUUGGCGACUCAUUCACGGCUCCUAAGGCUGUCACCACGACUUCUCCGACGAGGACUACCUCCGCUUCACGACAAAGUGCCGUGCUGAAGAUUGCUCCCCUCUUGUCCCCUCGGAAUGGCCGCUCAGCCGCCUUGAACUCCACGCCUCGAAGCUUGAGUAGCUACGAAGUUAAAGUGGCGGAGCUCAUGGGCAUGGGAUGCACGAGGCAAAGUGCCAUUGAAGCCCUCGAACGAAACGACGAGAGCGUCCCUCGGGCUCUUGAGUGGUUGCUGCACCAUGAUCACCCAGAAGGCAAACCCUCCACCGACAGAGUGUCUGGCCCGGCCGUCGCGCUGGUCGACGACGCCACGCCAGUGCCAAACCAAUGGCAGCACGGCCACGGGUUCCACGCAGCGGUGUCGUUGAGUCCGAUGGGAGGUCAAGGUGUGGUAUGGAACCUGGGCCAAUCACCAUUCGUCCAUCCCCCCCAAGGACUGACGUCGCCAUCAGUGUGGUCGCACCGAGUUGUUUCUACCACCACAGCCACCGAUCAGCCUCAGCAUGCCUUUCAAGUGUUUGACUGGGCUGAAGACGGAUGGGAAACCAUCAAAGUUCGCCACAAUAUACUCGACAUGACGCCUCAGUUGUUGCACCAGUAUGUUCUCGAUGAAGGCGACGGGUUGCAAGUGCGCGAUGCCAAGGGAGGUCCACCGGGGGAGUUGGUGUCGACGGAAACGUCGUCCUCAUCGUCGUCACCACUUAAACCGUGGAAGGGAUGGAUCUACUCCCCGAUUCACAACCAAGGAACCGUCCCGUGGGGCUUCAAGUUUACUGUAUUUGGCCAUUUUCAUCGCAACAGUCUCCCGAAAACGCGAUUCGUGCUGCGCGGCGGGUACAACCCCCUCGAGUCGCACCGCAAAGCCGCGCUGCAAUUGGUGCAAUACGUCAAUAAAAAGGCUCGGCCAAUGGACGUCGCCCACGUCGUUCGCGCCCCUUGGGCUGAGUUUGCCCUUCGCGACGAAGACUGGGUGCGGUGGCCGUUGUUGUGUGAACUUGCGUCCGGCGCGUCGAUUCCGUCUCCCGACUCCCCACCUGCGAAUGGUUUGGAAUUGAACCAAGCCAAGUUGGCGCAAUGUUUCAAGUGGCUCCAAGAGUUCAAUCUUGCCAUGCAUUGCUUGUUACCUUUGGUGCACUUUGAAGCCGAGACAAGCGACACAACGACAACUAUGUUGUUUGGGCAAUUCAAGCUGUCGGCUAUGGUCGGUGCAUGCCGAGGCCUGAUCUUCCAGGCGUUGAAAAAAGGCUUGUGGGACGACUGUCUCAAGCGGACGCAGCGGUCGGGUGUGUCGUUGGAGAUGACGUUGAAUCGACCAAAAGCGAUGCGACACCGCGCCGCGGGCCUUGUUGACACGGAGGCGCGCACGACAUUGUUUGGACAAGCGUUUCGACAGCUCAAUUCGAGUGAGAACCACCAUUUCCGCCGAUCCGACAACGUGUACUAUGUCAAGUUUCUCGGCGAGAACGCCGAAGAUGCCGGGGGGCCAUAUCGCGAAACAUUUGCCCAGUACGCGUCAGAAUUGCAUUCGGCGCAGAUUCCCAUGAUGCUGCGCACGGCCAACGCCGCGCACAACGUCGGCGUCGGGCGCGAAAAGUGGGUGGUCAACCCCUCCGCGUUUGCGUCGGUGCGGCUCCGUCGUCGCAUGUUUACGUUUCUGGGAAAAGUCAUGGGGGCCAGUGUGCGAAGCAAGGACUUUUUAGCUCUGGAUUUGGCGGGGUUGCUGUGGAAGUUGCUCGUGAACGACGGGGUGUCUGUGGACGAUCUCGAAGGCGUCGACAAGAUGCUCGUGCAGUCGAUGAGUAAAAUGCGCUCCAUCGAUCAAGUGGGGGUGACCGAAGACAUGUUUGAAGACAUCGUGCUGGAGACAUUCACAACGUUGUCCACAGAUAAUCGGGUAGUGGAGAUCAAGCCCCACGGCGCGUCCAUUGCCGUCACAUUUUCGACACGCGUCGAGUUUGCCGACUUGGUCGAACACUUUCGUCUGCACGAGUUUGACACGGUCGUGCGGUACGUCCAGGAAGGACUGGCCAAAGUGCUGCCGCUGAACUUGAUGAGUUUGUUCACAGCGACCGAGUUCGAGUCGAUGGUGUGCGGGUGUCCGGAAGUGGACGUCGACUUGUUAGCCCAGUGUACAGAGUACAGCUCUUGUGCUGCCACCGACAUGCACAUUGUGUGGUUCUGGAGUACUUUGCGCAAGUUUUCACACGAAGAACGCAGCGCGUUUCUCCGGUUUGUGUGGGGUCGGUCUCGUCUGCCGCACUCGGUGGCCGAGUUCCCGCAGUGGUUCAAGCUCCAAUCGUUCAACAAAAGCCCGGCCGACACGUACCUCCCGGUGGCGCACACUUGCUUUUUCGCGCUCGAGCUGCCGUCGUACACAAGCGAAGAGCUGUUGAUGAAAAAGCUGUUGUAUGCGAUAUACAAUUGUCAGGAAAUCGAUGCCGACGGCGACAGUGUCGCAGCGAAUCAACUAGGGUGGGAGGAAUAGACAAGCAACAUAGUAAGUUCAGUGGAUCCCUAAGUUACCCUGCAGGGUCAAUAUGAAGGGACUCAUCGUGCAAUCAUGUUGAAAGGGU
Aphanomyces astaci is the source of this 14458-nucleotide messenger RNA. RefSeq lists its product as hypothetical. The coding region runs from base 1 to 14370 and encodes 4789 amino acids. Gene Ontology annotation, biological process: protein ubiquitination. Gene Ontology annotation, molecular function: protein binding; ubiquitin-protein transferase activity; metal ion binding. The transcript has 4 exons. The record is from RefSeq and is a predicted model, not a curated record. Lineage: Eukaryota; Oomycota; Saprolegniomycetes; Saprolegniales; Verrucalvaceae.